AAUAACAACUGAUGUUCCUGUUGAUUGAUUAUGCAAGAACUAGCAAGCUUGCAUGUAAUGUAAAUGUAAAAAGAGGCAAAGUGUGGGCAAAGACAGAAUCCGUUUAAAUUGGGUGUGGAUUUGAAACAUUGGUUGAAUUCCAUUCCAGGCCAUUAGGGGGCCACCUAGGCUGAAAAUGUUCAUCUCUGCUUAGCGCCACAAAUUUGCAAUGACAUUGCAGUAGGAAAACUCCCUAGAGUGGCCCCAUUUAAAGGGCUACACAGAGAAAACUAGGUGAUUCAGAAUGUAAUGUAACAGAUGUAAUAAGCAUGUUGUGUGUGUAUAUAUUAAGCUUUUAUUACUCCAUGUUGAUUUUAUUUUAAAGUUUUUAACAUAAUUUGUCUUCUGAAUAAGUGAUGGUGAUGUUGAGGAGUACUGUCGUUAAAGGAGAGUGUCCUUGUAGUUUACAGCUAAAUGAAGUACUUGACAGAAAUUCUGUAACUGUAUACGCUGUACCGCAGGUCAGCUCAGUGAAGUACCACACCAAAGCCUUCUCCACCUUCCAUCAAAUCAACGCCUUUGAGGAGGAUGGAUUCUUGAUGCUCGAUAUGUGUUGCUCCGACGACGGCCAAGCCAUCAACAACUACCUCAUCCAGAACUUGCGUAAAUCAGGAGACGCGCUGGAUGAGGUGUACAACACCUUGUGCAGGGUUUUCCCUCGGCGUUUUGUUCUGCCACUGCAUGUGACCAAUGAAACCCCAAAAGACCAGAACCUGAACACUCGACCCUGCAGCAAUGCAUCGUGUGUCAAAAUCGGUGACGACAAGGUGUUCUGCCAGCACGAGGAUCUCCACGGAGAAGACCUCCAUGAGUACGGUGGCCUGGAGUUCCCGCAGAUCAACUACGCCAGAUGUAACACACAUCCGUACCGUUAUUUCUACGGCUGUGGCUUCAGACAUCUGGUGGGAGACUCUCUGCUCAAGAUGGACCUGAAGGACAAGACAUUCAAGGUCUGGUACCAGAAGGGUUUCUACCCCUCAGAGCCUGUGUUUGUGCCGUCACCUGAUGCUGUGGAGGAAGAUGAUGGUGUCAUCCUCUCGGUGGUUCUCACCCCGUCACAGGAUAAAGGGACCUUCCUCCUGAUUUUGGAUGCCAAGACAUUUGAAGAGCUAGGAAGAGCCUAUGUGCCUGUUAACAUGGCUUAUGGCUUCCACGGUACCUUCAGUGCCUCUGCAUAAACUUCUUGUUUUUUUAGACUCCCCAUGAUUCAUGGGCAAUGAAUACAACGCAUCAAUAAGCAUUAGCCAGUUAUAUAUCAGAUGGUACUGAGUUGCUGCUGCUUUUUAUGCUUAACAUAUAUACUGUCUACAGAUAUUCACUACAGGUGAGGAUCACCAGACAUUAUGUUAUCACCAUAUUUCACUGACAAUACAAGCAGUGUGCUGAGUAUUACAAUAACCGGAUUUAUCAUAUCCAGUAAGAUUAUGUUAUCUCUCUUUAGUAGUUUGCUGCAAAUAGACGUUGGAGGUUGCUGUCCCAUUUUUACUCUAAUGACUGAGCUGUUAGCUUGUUCUGAAUUAGGAGGUAGGUAGCUUUGUCAAGUGAAGUGUGAUCAGUGUUGGAUGGAUUUUCGACUGGUAGGACUUGUAGGGUACAGUUGAAAGUAAAUCUGUGGUCACCCAAGUGCCAAAAUGUUUUUUUUUAAAGAAAUUUAUUCCAAAGAUUUUUACAAAUCUGACUUUUGUACUGUAUAUUUUUUUUAAAUAUAAUUUUUUAAUUAAAGUUUCAACA
Messenger RNA from Pundamilia nyererei, 1770 nucleotides. It is a transcript of the gene bco2a, whose product is annotated as beta-carotene oxygenase 2a. Lineage: Eukaryota; Metazoa; Chordata; Actinopteri; Cichliformes; Cichlidae. Gene Ontology annotation, molecular function: beta-carotene 15,15'-dioxygenase activity; carotenoid dioxygenase activity. Gene Ontology annotation, cellular component: mitochondrion. Gene Ontology annotation, biological process: retinal metabolic process; carotene catabolic process. The record is from RefSeq and is a predicted model, not a curated record. The transcript has 5 exons. Bases 396 to 1217 code for a protein of 273 amino acids.